Suillus clintonianus is the source of this 1273-nucleotide messenger RNA. RefSeq lists its product as uncharacterized. The transcript has 6 exons. The record is from RefSeq and is a predicted model, not a curated record. The coding region runs from base 180 to 1157 and encodes 325 amino acids. Lineage: Eukaryota; Fungi; Basidiomycota; Agaricomycetes; Boletales; Suillaceae.
GUGGUUCGCUGAUAAGAAAUUAUUGGUAGCUAAGUCACUCACUUCGUUUCGCACUGGCAAGACUAUCAUUGAACAGAAUUCGCAUGCCACCGUCAUGACUUCAUUAAUGCGUGGCAGGCCCCUAUUUUCUUGAAUAAAAAAUACUUCAAAGCUCCGUCUCCUAUGUCUGCUCCUCCACAAUGUCCACGAAGUCUGAAGUCUUUGAUGACACCACGUCCGUCUCCAACCCACCUCCCACGUACGAUGCAAUUUCUGCGUCCAUACCAGCAGAUUUUGCCCAGUGCAAACGAUCGGUAUUUUCCUUCCUGCAAUCCACUCAAAAGCGUCGUGCAAUAGUUCUCUCUCGCAUCCAAGGAAUUGUCUCCUCUCCAGAUCUCACCCCUUCAUCUGUCGGGCCAAUCCUCGACUCCUGCGCUGCUGCUCUGCCAGCAGCAGAGUUCUCCGACCUCCUGCAACAACGCAACAUCGAAGACCACACAGCGCUGUAUUGGGUGAUCGUAAAAAAGCGGCGAGAAGUCCUUUGGGCGUUCACUAAAUUCAUUUCCGAAUUCUCGCCUGCUUGCUCUUCCGACUUACGACUUGCGUGCUUGAUAAUUAACGACCACGAUCUGUUUAUGCGGCUGAAUUUGGGGGACAACGUUAAUCCCAAGGACAAGUCUUCGAGACGCAUAUUGGGUUGUCCGCAAGAUAAGAUUGAGGUGCUCCGGGAUGGACUGGCCGAAAACCGCUACACUGUUCGUUUGGUCUUUAAGAAGUUCCAGACACGCCUGCGUAUUAUGCAGGAAUUUUCAGCAGAAUUUAUCGUCCAGGGACGUAUAUGGCUGUUGCGAUUUUAUAUGAGAAUGGACGGGAAGUGGUACGUUGAGUAUGCUCUUUCUGAACCUAGCCCGCCGGUGGUGCAUCCAGACGUCGAAAUUAUCAUUACGUCCCACAGGCCGCCGCCUGGCUCGGGUAAUCCGGAACUACUUUUAAAAUUGGAAUGCCCAACACACACACUUGCACCUAAGGAAUCGUAUGAACGUUACAAGGUCACUGAACCUGCCAGGGUCAUAUUUGCAGUGUUCUUCCCGUUAAAUGAUUGGCUUAUGGACGAUGAUACUACAUAUGUAGACUGCGAUGGCACCCUAACUGUAGCAUUGAAGAUGAUAAUUGCAUAGUGCUUCGUUAUCUACAGACAAAACUAGGUAAUCAUAAACCAAGAUAAUGAAACGCACACCGGACACGUACAUAGAGCACAAGAACAUAACAGUGAAUUACAGCAGACAAUCCCCAU